Messenger RNA from Bombyx mandarina (wild silkworm), 4430 nucleotides. Its product is annotated as ATP-binding cassette sub-family G member 1. Gene Ontology annotation, cellular component: plasma membrane. The record is from RefSeq and is a predicted model, not a curated record. Gene Ontology annotation, biological process: transmembrane transport. Lineage: Eukaryota; Metazoa; Arthropoda; Insecta; Lepidoptera; Bombycidae. Gene Ontology annotation, molecular function: ABC-type transporter activity; ATP binding; ATP hydrolysis activity.
UAGUCGUGCGGGUUGUACGUGUUUUAAUUCGUGCGGCAAAACGCAACGGUCGAAUAUCGAACAAGAAUUCGCGGGUGUGUACGGAGAAAGCUAAAAAUAAAAAUACGUUCAUAAAUGAUAACUAGUAGAUAAUAACUGUACUCGUAAAACAAUAUACGAGACAAUAGGACCGCGGUGAUGAAACGAAAAACGAACUCACUGUUUAACUAGAAGUUUCUUUCUCGAACACUUGAGAUAUAAGUACAGAUUUGUGUUACAUAAACAAGAAAGUUGUCACGAAAGUGCAAACAUGACGCCCGGCCUCGCCGAAGAUAUUGGGAACGGCAAUAACAAUGUCGUGCCGCUGCUGCCAAGAACAACGGUGGAAUUGGAGUUCAGAAACAUCAAGUGUACUAUUAAUACAUACAGUCUCAUUAAAUUUAAAAUGGAACAAAGACAAAUCCUGAAGGGAGUGUCAGGAUGCUUCAAGCCAGGAGCGCUAACUGCCAUCAUGGGUCCGUCGGGUGCGGGCAAGACAACGCUCUUGAACAUACUCGCCGGGUAUUCGACGCAAGGGGCUAAAGGUGAGAUAGCCGUGAAUGGCGCGUGUACCUGCGCCUCGCAGUCAAGCGGACGCGGCGGUGCACGAUACAUCCGCCAGCACGAUGACCUACGGGCGUAUCUGACGGUCUACGAAGCAAUGUCUCUCGCAGCUGCUCUUAAACUGGCCGACUUCUCAAGACAUGAAAGAAAGGAAAAGGUUUAUGAAAUUCUAGCUCUUUUGGGUUUAAGCGCUGCGGCGGAAACACUAUGCCGUGACCUGUCCGGAGGCCAAAAGAGAAGAUUGGCUGUAGCUUUAGAAUUGCUCUCAGAUCCAUCCCUCAUGUUCCUGGAUGAGCCUACUACCGGCUUGGACUCAUCUGCAUCGGCGUCGUUGAUAACCUUACUGAACAAUCUCGCUCGAGGAGGUCGUACACUAAUAGCUACAAUUCAUCAACCUUCUGCCCUCAUAUUCGAGAAGAUCGACAAUGUGUACUGCCUGGAGGCUGGUAGGACUCUGUACAAUGGGCCCAGAGCAGCCCUUGUUCCGGCACUCGCCAGGGCCGGUCUACAAUGUCCGUCAUACCACAAUCCAGCCGAUUUUCUAAUGGAAGUUGCGUCCGGUGAAUACGACGUAGACCUUAUAAAGGUGGCAAAGAAGAUGAGUCAAUUCAAAACAGACGACGCUGUCAAUGGCAGCUGGGUAGAGAUUCCAACCAUACCAGCACUGCCUUCUUCUUUAGAUAUAAGUACUGAAAUGAAGUCGAAACAUUUCGGAGAGAGUCCCAAAAUGCGUAAACUCUCAAAGAACAUAUACAAGCCAUCAGGGCAGGUCCGGCAGACUGCCAUUUUGCUGUAUAGAAACUAUUUGAUUACUACAAGAAAUUAUGCUCUAUUCAUGUACCGGGUUGCUGCUCACGUUGUUAUCGCUUUAAUAUUUGGAUAUCUUUACUCCGGAGUCGGCGGCGAAGCUAGUUCAGUACUAGGGAACUAUGUAUAUCUGUAUGGAUCGAUGUUGCUAACCGUGUACACUGGAAAAAUGUCCGUUACAUUAUCAUUUCCCUUAGAAAUGGAAAUACUCAAAGGCGAAUACUUCAAUCGAUGGUAUAACCUGGCGCCGUAUAUAUUUUCCAUAUUAGCAGUCGAACUACCAUUUCAAAUGAUAUCCUGCGUGUCCUAUGUCGUUCUAUCGUAUUGGUUGACCGACAACCCGUUGGAGCCGACGCGAGCAACGUUGUUCUUGGCCACAAUCGUAGCCACGUCUUUAUGCGCACAAGCCUGGGGAUAUUUCAUCGGUUCGACAACACCCACAAAGAUCGCAGUGUUCAUAGGACCAGUGCUGGCGUGUCUGUUUUCAGUAUUCGGAUUCUGUCUCGCACUAUCUGACACGCCACGCUACUUCCGCUGGCUCCACUACAUCUCGUACUUCAGAGCCGGCUUUCAUGUCGCUGUUUACUCCGUUUACGGUUUUAAUCGAAAAAAACUUCAAUGCUCUAAACUAUAUUGUCAAUUCGUAACGCCAAAGACCUUCUUAAAACAAAUGGACAUGGAAGAGGUGGACAUCGGUGGAAACAUGACUAUAGUUAUAUUAACUACAGUGUUAAUGCAUUUAUUAACGUGCGCUGCUCUUUGGUACAGACUUAAUAAACGAUGACAUAUUUCAUUAAGAAAAAAAAAGAGCGCCAUAUUAAAAAUGUCGUAGACCAAGUUUUUGACAACGCCAAACCAGUGGUUCUUACCGGCCCGCUGGGUACGCAUAGUACACUCACGGAUACACUCAAUAUUUCUUAAGUUUUAGCCCAUACCAAUAAUUACAAUUAAAAUAUUAAAAUAGUAAGAAGGGUCAAUAUAACUAUUAGGGUUUAAUUUUCGUGAAUUGCGCUAUACAGCAUAGAACUCCCACGAAUUAAGACUAUAUUACUUUAAUUAGGCAGUGAAGUAAAAUCUGUGAGUGGAGAGUAUCGUUAUUAUGUAAAAAAUACAAUAAUAAUUCUUCUAUAUUUAAUGAACAAAUAAUGAUCUCCAACCUUAAACGAGGAUACGACGACUAUUGUCUUUAAUUGAAGACUUUUUGUUAUUAACUACACUUUUACUCAAUUAAGCGUCCGUAAUGAGGAGAGACUGUUUUUUCUGAACUGCUUACGUCGGAUUCAAUAAUAUUUACGAUGCCGUCUCCACGAAGCAGCAAAUUACGUCAGGUGGGUAGUUUGAAUUAAUUUCCAUCUUAAUUUGUAAGUACAUUGAAAUGUUGUCACGAUGUAAUUCCAAAGAAUUCAAUUACAUCGUUCCGAAAAAAUGUAACAGCUCAUAUUUAGUUCAGUCGAAUAUCCGCCUUUAAGACUUUUAUUUCAAUGCAAAUACUUUUUCGCAAAUUCAUAAUACAAAAAUACGAAUUAUUUAUAAAGUUUAAUCUAAAAACUAUUCGUAACUGGAUCUUUUAUACUUUGUAGAUAUUUAAGUUAAUAAUCUUAUGACAUGUCAAUGAAAAUGCCGAAUUUUAUUUAAUUUUAUUUUAUGUUGAGCUUUAUUAUAAAUAAAAUAAUUAUGUAUGAAUAAUUUAUUCAAAAAUCGCCAGUCUUGCCUGAGUUGAGAUCGUGAAUAUUAUAAUACUUUAUUACAAGGACGAUGGGUCAACGACCCAAAAAAUGUUUUGACUCAGUAUUUCUAUUAGUUUAAGAAUUUUAUGAAUAAUAACUGUGUAGUCUUGAACACUCUAAAAUUUAUUUAUUCCUAAUGCCUACUGUUUGUUAACACGAUACUCGUUUUAUGGUCAUUUAGUUUAUCAAAUCAAUGAAUCUUCGGACUGAUGGUAUACCCUAAAAUUAUUUAUCAGUAAUUUUUAAUAACUUAAUAAUCUAAUUUUAAAUCAAACUAAACGAAUUGGAUUUACAUAAAUCUGUUGAACAUCUAUAUUAUGUUAGAUUAAUUAAAUACAAUACUCGAUUUACCUAAAGUGGUAAACUUAAGUGGUAAAGUGAUAAACAGUGAAUAACUCUAUCUUUACAUUCGGUUUCAAAAGUGAGUACUAGUUCACUAAAUACAUUAUCAUCUGUUGUUUUUGGACUUAUAUUUCUGACAACCUAAUUAUUCACACACACGUCAGACUAGCAAAUUCCGCCAUGAAAAUAUCAUUUUAACUACACUAUUAAAUAUGUAAUAAUAAAUGCUCUAAUGAAAAUCAUCAAAGUGUUACGGAAUUCGAAAAAAAAAAAAAAAAACUUUGAAAAUAAGUGUCUGUCGUUAUUAUCAAACCAACCUUGCUCCGAAUCCGCAAUGAAUGUAAAUAAUAAAAGUAAAACGAACUCCACAAAAAUGUUGCCUAAAUCUCGAUUGAACAUGAUUUUUUGUUAGACCUUGUUCCUUCCUGCAAGAGAAACUUCAUAUUAUAAAGUUUAAAAUAACUCCGCAAAUUCGUGCAGACCACGCUAUAAUUUAAAUCAAUUUACUUGUCACUCAAUACAUCUUAUUAUAAUUUGUGGCUAUAAAAGUUUUGUACAAAGUCUUAUUAAAUACCCAAGCCAGAGCCCUCCCAUAGCCGAGUAGAUAUAGAACGAAAUUAAUCUAUUUCCUACUUACUCUAUUAUCAGUUUUAACUACAACAGUACAGGAACAAAAAGUAAAACGUAUUAGUUACUAAUGUUAUUUUAAUUUAAAAUAAAAAUUUAUUAAAAAUUAUUAUUGUUACUAUUUUCCAAUGUCACUAGCUAAGUAGGUAUCAGUGUAUCCCAAACUAAGCGAUAUGCUUGUAUCUAAGGUCUGUACGUGCAUUGGAAUAUGGUUCUUAUCUUAUCUUCCUAAUUAGAGUAGGCACUUAUUAAAUGUCAUAAUGACAAUUCAGACAAGUUUUUAAAUUAGCUAAUAUUUAUGUUGAAAACAGCUAUCAAAAUCAUUGUUGGCCUUUAAUCUAAUAG